Messenger RNA from Strongylus vulgaris, 483 nucleotides. The record is from the annotation of a GenBank genome assembly. Lineage: Eukaryota; Metazoa; Nematoda; Chromadorea; Rhabditida; Strongylidae.
AUGGCACGUCAAAAAACGGCAAAUGUUAACAACAAACCGAAAUCCUCGCAGUCUAAGGAAUCGAGGAAGGAUAAAGAAAGUGUCAAACCCGUAAAGUCAGAGAGGGGAUGUCUUUCUAGAAUGAUCCGAUCCAUAUACAAACUCACCCUUACACUUGGCGUCGUCGUUUUUCUUGCUGCAACUGUUGGAAUUCUUCUCAACUGUGCUGAUGGUGCGAAAAAUAUAAAGGGUAGCAAGCCACUUUGUGCAGAUUUAACGAGAUUAUCUGAGUUCAAAGGCCCAUCUCCUUUGUUCUUUACGAACGCUCGGAAUACGUACAGCACUGUGUUGCACGGAUACUGGGGUCGUAUACAGCCAUCGGUGCAUGCUCUGCAGAAGAAAUGGAAUGAGUAUUAUCGUGAAUUUGUCAAAUCGGACAUUGGCAUCACCGUUGACAGGCAAGAGCUAGGCUUCUUUUGUUCGUUUAUUGAACGAAAUGUCUAA